AGGAAAGAGCAGUUGCGCGACCAUCGCAUUAUUGAGUUCACGAAACACCUGACACGGUAUUCAGGGUCGUACGACUUGCAGCACAGCACAGCACAGACGCUGGUCAACGCUUCAAUAAUCUUUUCUCACACCUUUUCCCAGCUCCUCUCCUCUCCAUCCGCUCCCCAGCGAGCACACCUUUCGCAUCGCAGGUCACGUUACUGGCGGCCUCAAUGGACGCGCUGCUUCGCGUCAUGCCGGACGCAAAAAUCAUUGCGACGGUGAGCUGUCUCGCAAUCGCGUACAUCGCAUACCUGCUUCUCCGCCCAGAUCCUGAAGCUGCGGUGGGAUUUUCUGUGCCGGCACCUUUGCCCUGCACGCCGGGAUGGAAGGGCAACGUGCUGGCUGAGCCGUCCAUCAAGGUGCCUGGCUCUACUGCUAUACAAGCCUACUGUCCUGCCACUGGAGAGUAUUUGGGCCUUGUUAAUCCCUCAACUCCGGAUCGAAUUGAUCGAAUCAUCUCACGCGCGGCCGAUGCUCAGAAGUCAUGGAGUCAAACCACUUUUGCUCAACGCAGACAAGUCUUGAAGACUCUCCUCAAGUUCAUACUCGAUAACCAGGAGCCUAUCAUUCGCGCUGCUUGUCUGGACAGUGGAAAGACGCGUGUUGAUGCCCUUUUCGGCGAAGUUCUGGUCACUGCAGAACGGCUCAAAUGGACUAUCGACCAUGGAGAGAAAGCUCUUCUUCCAGACACGCGACCUACGAACCUUUUGAUGCUCUACAAGCGCAAUGAGGUCCGCUAUGAACCAUUGGGCGUCGUGGCCGCAUGUGUGAGCUGGAACUACCCUCUGCAUAAUUUGAUGGGACCUGUCAUCUCUGCCUUGUUCUCUGGCAACGCAAUCGUUGUAAAGAACAGCGAGCAGACUGCUUGGUCGUCCGUAUACUUUGUCGACAUUGCUCGUGCCGCUCUCCACGCUUGCGGUUUCGAUCCAAAUUUAGUCAACGCGAUCUCGUGCUGGCCACAGGCGGCCGCGUAUCUUACAUCGCAUCCAGGCAUAAGCCAUCUCACAUUCAUUGGAAGCAGGCCGGUCGCACACGAGAUUGCAAAGAGUGCGUCUAAGGUCCUCACGCCGCUGUGCAUCGAGUUAGGUGGAAAGGACGCUGCCAUCGUCCUCGAUCAUCCGAAUGGCGACGGACUUGCCGCAGGAGAAAUGGAGAGGAUCGCAAGCAUCAUCAUGAGGGGUGUCUUCCAAUCAGCUGGCCAAAAUUGUAUUGGUAUUGAGCGUGUCGUCGCCAUGCCCACAGCGUACAGGACACUCGUCAAAAUGCUCGAGCCCCGAAUCAAAGCACUGCGGCUGGGGAGUGAUCUUGACCCUGACAGAUCUCCUUCGGAUGCUGUCGAUGUUGGGGCCUUGAUCUCUCCCGCGUCUUUCGAACGCCUCGAGCGUCUGGUGGCGGAAGCACGGGCGCAAGGAGCAAGCUUACUGGCCGGCGGGCAUCGACACCUUCACGAUCGUCAUCCACAUGGGCACUACUUCGCGCCUACGUUACUGGUCGACGUAACACCAGAAAUGAGGAUCGCGCAGGAGGAGCUGUUUGCCCCCAUAUGCGUUCUGAUGCUCGCAGGGGAUGUCAAGGACGUUGUCCGUAUUACGAACAGUACUGAAUAUGGCCUGGGGUGUUCAAUCUUCGGGCCUACUUCGACUUCAGGAGCACGCGGCAACUUAGCGCACGUGCUGAGUUCAGUCAGAUGUGGCAUGGCGGCGGUGAAUGAUUUUGCGGCAUACUACAUGGUCCAACUGCCGUUCGGCGGUGUGAAACAAUCUGGUUAUGGACGCUUUGCAGGAUCCGAAGGCCUACGGUCUCUUUGCAAUGCCAAAUCGGUCUGCGUGGAUAGGUUUCCAGCACUGAUCAAGACGGCCAUUCCGGCCAGUCUAGAUUAUCCCAUGAAGCCUAAUGCGUGGCAUGUUGCACGCGGAGUGGUCGAGGUGGGAUACGGGGAGAGCAUUCGUCGCCAAGUGGAGGGUAUCCGGAAGCUCGCAGGAUUCUAAUAAGCGGGUGAUCUCAUGCUGUAACAAGUCA
Molecule: messenger RNA, 2061 nt
Organism: Pseudocercospora fijiensis CIRAD86
Lineage: Eukaryota; Fungi; Ascomycota; Dothideomycetes; Mycosphaerellales; Mycosphaerellaceae
Exons: 4
Coding region: 213-2030 (605 amino acids)
Molecular function (GO): aldehyde dehydrogenase (NAD+) activity
Source: RefSeq, a predicted model, not a curated record